AUGUCUGCCGUUGUGUGCGGAAAGAGGUCGAACAUCUUUGAGGAUUCACCUUCGUCGCCUCCAGUCUCCAAAAGGAUCCGCUGUUCAUCUUCAUCCUCGUCCCCGAGCCAGACCUUCUCGCCGCCGUCCGCUAACUCCUUCAGUCCAGUGCUCGAUCAUCUCGCCGCACUCUUUCCCCAUAUGGAUAGUAAGUUUCUGGAGAAAGCGUUUGAGGAAGCUGGUGAUGAUUUGGAUUCUGCAAUAAAAAGGCUUAACGAAUUUCGGCUUAGUGCUGCAGCAAGUGUCUCUGAUAAUUUUCAGGAAAUUGGUGACCAAUUUUGUUCUGAAGUGGUGAACACUGGGGAAGUUCCUCAGAGAGAGGAAAAACCUGCAGAAAGCAAUCUUCCUGUUGAUGGAGCAGAGUGGGUGGAACUUUUGGUUAGAGAAGUUUUAAGUGCUCCAAAUGUGGAUGAUGCUAAGGCCCGCUUAUCACGAGCACUUGAGGCAUUGGAGAAGUCCAUUUGUGUGAAUGCUACAUCAGAGGCUGCAAAAAGUUUUCAAGAGGGAAACAUAAUGGUAAAACAGCAACUGGAAGCACUGUUGCAGGAAAAUAUUAUUUUGAAGCGGGCAGUUUCCAUACAACAUGAGAGACAUAAGGCAUUUGAAAAAAUGAGCCAGGAAUUGCAUCAGCUGAAACAGCUGGUAUCUCAAUACCAGGAGCAGAUCCGAAAUCUUGAGGUUAACAACUAUGCCCUCGCAAUGCACCUUAAGCAGGCACAACAGAGCAGCCCGUUCCCGGGACGUUUCCCUGAUGUGUUUUAG
Messenger RNA from Striga hermonthica, 801 nucleotides. NCBI's taxonomy places the organism in Eukaryota, Viridiplantae, Streptophyta, Magnoliopsida, Lamiales, Orobanchaceae. The record is from the annotation of a GenBank genome assembly.